Messenger RNA from Pisolithus orientalis, 513 nucleotides. Its product is annotated as proteasome maturation factor UMP1. Bases 34 to 453 code for a protein of 139 amino acids. NCBI's taxonomy places the organism in Eukaryota, Fungi, Basidiomycota, Agaricomycetes, Boletales, Pisolithaceae. Gene Ontology annotation, cellular component: cytoplasm; nucleus. Gene Ontology annotation, biological process: proteasome assembly. The record is from RefSeq and is a predicted model, not a curated record. The transcript has 5 exons.
CAUGACGCGUCCACUGACUGACACCCAUCCACCAUGGAACCGUCUAUGCGCAUCGUACCACCCGCACCGUCCAAAUCUGCGUCGCUGAGGGACACCGCUGGCAGUCUUGGUCUGCAUGACACGCUGCAGUUUGGUCCGCGAAGCAUCGUAGCUGAGACCAAGUCAACUGAUGGUCUUCAACACCGUCUUGCUCACUGGGAGGAAACGCAAGACAACCUGAAGUUGACCAUGUUGCGUGAUCUGUAUGGCCUUCAUGCACCCGCUCGACUUCUUAUGGAGCGCAGAGCGGUGUCCACAAACCCUCAUAUGCCUGCCUUGCAACGUAGCAACAUUCACCUCGACAUCUUGAUGGGCCGAGAUGAAACUCUGGAUCCAUCAGACUUCUUCCUCGGUAUGGAGUCUGGCCCAUCUCUCAACACUCACAUGGAGAUGGAAAGGAAACUGCAAAUGUAAUCGUAGAUUUCUGUACACACCAAUCUGAUCAGCACGUUAUUUGGAAAACUUGGUCGUGUU